Acanthoscelides obtectus is the source of this 2748-nucleotide messenger RNA. NCBI's taxonomy places the organism in Eukaryota, Metazoa, Arthropoda, Insecta, Coleoptera, Chrysomelidae. The record is from the annotation of a GenBank genome assembly.
GUCUAUGUCAUGUGUCACGUUUAUAUUUCAAAAUGGUGGAAAUUUUCAGAAGCUGGCAAAAUUUCCCUCUAUAAUUUGUUGGGUUUACUGCUAUGAUACAGUUUUUCUGUUUUUCAAAGAAAUCAGUCUCUUUGACGCGUGUAUUACUUUUUGAAAAUACUUAAGCCAGGAGAGGGCGAGGUUAAAGUGUAAUAUACUUGAAUAAAAAGUCAGAUGGUGAAGCCGCUGAUGCUAACCAACAUUGCAUUUCAAAAUGGAUAACUGGAUUCACGGCGUACUCGAGCAAAUAAAAAACUUCUUCGUGCCUAGUUUGCCAGAAAGAAACCGCAAAAGGCGUUGCAGUGUUAUUGAUGACCCAUUUGAAAGCAUAUUCCCAAGCUGCAAAUACAGGAGACUUCAGCCCACGAUGUCAAGGGAUAUAGAAAGUAAGUAACUCGUAGUAGGAUAACACAAUAUUACAAAUGAUUUAUUUUAGGUGAUUUCUUCCUCACACCUACAUCAAUGCGUAGAUCUACUAUGAAGUCCCCUCCUUCAAGAAUUAUUGACACAAUUCUACUGGACGAUGAUGAAGAUAAUAUACCAGCAACUAGAAAUAGCCAGAAUAAGCUGAGAGGACGAAAAUUCACAUCUACCCCAGAUGCUCAAAAUGCACAAGGCUCAAAUCGCAACAGUAUAAGUGAUGAUGAUGAAGUAUCAUUUGUAAAGGAGAUAAAGUUGCCUAAAGGAAAGCAGACUGAAGCAUCAUCAUUGGGAUUGAAUUAUAUAAGACCUUUUAGUAGCUUGAGAAGCCAAAAUGGUACUUUAAGUUCAAGAAGUAGACUUUUAAAAGGAUCAACAUUGAGAAAGUCCUAUACAUAACUUAAAUCCUUCUUCAGGCAGUUUGGACUAUUCAUUCCGCUUAGAGGAUAAGAUGCAGUAUAAGAAGCUUUUAGAAAAAGCUACUAGUAUCAAUUCUCCUGAAUCAUUAUAUGCAACACCUCAAGGCAAGUUGUUUGCUUUUGAUACAGUUAAUAGAGGCUCUAAAAUACUCAACAUGUCACUGAAGAAUAGUCAGAAAGAUAGGAUGAGUACUAAGGAUACAAUUCAAAAAGUGCUCGAUAAUUUUCCAACAGAAACUGUUGUUUUGAAAGACUCUGAUUCUGAUUCAGAUGUGGUUCCAGUUGAACCUCCAUCACCAAAACCUGAUAUUGAAGUAGAACCUGUGAAUAGUCUUAAAAAGGUUAUAAAUACAUCUAAACCUGCUACAGAAGACUGGGUGCAACAAUUGGUAGAUCGUCACAAAUCUAUUAUCAAAAAAAGGCAACAGGAAAUUGAAAGCUUCAAAGCAUAUAGUGAGAAGCAUAGUCAAAUAAAUAAGGAGAUACGGUUACAAAAUCUCACAGAUAAAGUAAAUAGGGCUCUUCAAAUCAAAGAGCAAGUAAUCCCAGUUGAAGAAGCUGAAGAGGAGCUACCAGAACUAACAGCUGCUCAAUACAAAAUUAUUGAUAAUGCAUUUAAGGGUAACCCAAGUGAAGUUCUAGUUAGGAAGUUUAAUUUAAAUAUCACAAGAAGGGACCUAUGCACAUUAGCCGGCUUAAACUGGCUAAACGACGAAGUGAUCAAUUUCUACAUGAACCUGAUAAUCGAGAGAAGCAAACAGUCGCCCGAUCGACCAAAAACAUUUGCCUUCAACACGUUCUUUUACCCAAAACUUCUCAAGGACGGUCCUCAGGGACUAAGAAGGUGGACGAAACGAGUGGAUCUCUUUGAACAUGACAUGAUCUGCAUUCCAAUACAUCUGGGCAUGCACUGGUGUAUGGCCAUCAUUGAUUUUAGAGACCAGAGCAUCAGAUACUAUGACAGCAUGGGCGGUUCAAACGACCGUUGCUUACGAGCGCUGAAACAAUACCUCGAAGCAGAGCACCUGGACAAAAAGAAAACCCCAUUUGACACCUCUGAUUUCACCCUGGAGAACGUCAAGGACAUCCCUCAGCAGAUGAACGGUUCAGACUGCGGGAUGUUUUCAUGUACCUUUGCUGAGUAUUUGACAAGAGAUGCGAAGAUCACUUUCAGUCAAGAGAACAUGCCCUAUUUUAGGAACAAGAUGGUCUUUGAAAUCGUGACAGGAGAGCUUCUGAUCAAGUGAACUGUGAGAAUUGUUUUUUGGUAUUUAUUCUUGUGUCCAGGGAUGAGUGUGAAGAGAUGUGUGAUAUAAAAUUUUGUAUGACAUUUAUUGUUUGUUUUUUUGGCAAGCUUAAUUCACUUGUGUUGUAAGCUUAGAUUAUAUAGUGAAGAGAUAAAAUUUUUGCGAAAAAGAGCUAAAAUAGCCAUUUUAUUUGAUCAUAUAAAAAUCAGUAGUAAAGUAUUGGGAGCAGACCACAGACCUUCUUCAAUCAACGUAUUCAUCUUGCAUUUCUUUUGCUUAUUGUAAUAUGACUAAACCUUCGAAACAAAGAUAUAAUUCAGCCAUUUAUUUCAACAAAAUUUAUAAUAAUAUGGUUGACAUAAAAGCACAACCUCUCUGAGUUGUAUAAUCUGAGACAGUAACAAAAUCCUACUUUUCCAUGCUAAAAAGAUUUCUAACAAGGGAAAGGCAAUUUCAGUAGACAUAAAUUUUUGAAAUACUGUACUUUUAAGUUUAAUGUGUAUUAUAUAUUCUUCUAUGUGUUAAUUCCUGUAGUAAAGAACAUUAAGACUCGUCAGUCUCAUUUCAUUCAAGAAUCAUUCGUGUAUUAUCUUUCAUUGUUAAUAAAGUAAAUAGUAAACAAG